GUCGAACAUAUUUCCGACCCGCUGUGUUGUGAGGAGAGUGUGUGUACGACUGCCGAACAAUGCGAAAUAGACGUAUGUCCGGCUAUGAUUUGGCCCGUAAGGGUUCGCUCACUCUCGCCAUCAUAUUGUCCAUCAUUGGUAUGGGAUUGAGUAUUGCGGCAAUAUUGACGCCCAGUUGGCAGGUGGUCAAUCUUCGUGAGUAUAACUCAAUUCACGAACAUGGUUUGUGGUUGGAUUGCACAAGGCACAGCCGCGAUGGCAAUCACAUCAUGCAGAGAUAUGCGACCGUAACCGAGCCUCUUCACUGUGUGUACAAGUUCGACUACGACAAAUACUCGGGCACAUUCGACCUCGAAGACGACAACAGCCCAGUCGGAGAGGUGAAUCGGCAUAAAUUCUAUGGAUGGCAUACGGCCACGUUGAUCCUUUUGGGAUUGGCUCUACUCACUUCCUUCUUGUCGAUAUGUUUGGGAAUGUGUUCAUGUUGCUAUGGCUCUUUGAGUCUCGUAUUCACUGCCCUCACCCUCUUUACAACUUUGCUCUCCGCUGUCGCCGAGGGCAUUUUCUUCUUCUACUCUCAUCGUGCUGACAAUCGCUUUAUCAAAGGAAUUGUUGGUACAUAUGAGCAACGAGUUGGACUCGCCUUCUUCCUGCAAAUGGCUGCUGCCUUCUUCCAUUUUCUUUCCUUCCUCGUAGCAAUGGUUUCCACUUACUUUUCGUUCUCAGCAGCUAAAGAUGCUCAAGAUCACUUUAGUCGCAGUUCACGGACAAAUGUUACAAAUAUAGGAAGGUCAAUGGAGUUUGAUGCUCCCCUAAUGUACCAAUCACAGACCCCUCAACCAAGCAUACGACAGCCAUAUUCUAAACAAGAAGAAUAUGAUAGACAUGUAGCUGAGAGUAUGCCAGAACUUGGCAUGACCAGAGGUGCGUUUCCAUCAAACGACUUCUUCCCCACAAGAAUCCGAAGGAAGAGCGAAACCUGUGUUUGA
This is a messenger RNA of Cylicocyclus nassatus, 989 nucleotides long. The record is from the annotation of a GenBank genome assembly. Lineage: Eukaryota; Metazoa; Nematoda; Chromadorea; Rhabditida; Strongylidae.